CGGUGAGUUGAACAGCAGGAAGCGCCAUGUUAAUAUUCUGUCAUUUCACGGCUGAUAACAAGCAGCCAUGCUCUUAUACAGGAGUCAAAUCCUAAAGCGAGCGUUACCUCGUUUAUUCUGUGAGGCCGCUAAGAGGGUAUUUUGGAGAGACAUGAACGACUUUGCAGUUCUCAACACGGGGCGCAAGAUGCCCCUCCUUGGGCUGGGAACAUGGAAGAGUCAGCCAGGACAGGUGAAACAAGCAGUUCUAUGGGCAUUGGAAGCUGGCUAUCGCCACAUUGAUUGUGCAGCCAUCUAUGGGAAUGAAGUUGAGAUUGGAGAAGCUCUGCAGGAGAUGCUCGGGCCAGACAAGUCUCUGAGACGAGAGGACGUCUUCAUCACUUCUAAGCUGUGGAACAACCGCCAUCACCCAGAAGAUGUUGAGCCCUCCCUCUUGAAAACACUGAAGGACCUGAAGCUGGAGUACCUGGACCUUUACCUCAUCCACUGGCCCUACGCAUUCCAACGUGGAGACGUUUCUUUUCCUAGAACAGAGGAUGGCACCUUGCUGUACGAUGACACAGACUAUAAGGUGACCUGGGCAGCCAUGGAGAAGCUGGUGGAGAAGGGCCUUGUUCGAUCCAUUGGCCUGUCCAACUUCAACAGCAGGCAGGUUGACGACAUCCUGUCUGUGGCCAGCAUUAAACCUACUGUUCUACAGGUAGAGAGCCAUCCAUAUCUGGCCCAGGUAGAUCUGCUGGCGCACUGUCGAGAUCGGGGUCUAGUGAUGACUGCGUACAGUCCUCUGGGGUCCCCUGACCGAGCCUGGAAACAUCCAGAUGAACCCAUCCUGCUAGAGGAGUCAGCCAUUCUCUCACUUGCAGAGAAGUAUAAGAGGUCCCCUGCUCAGAUCAUCCUGAGAUGGCAGACACAGCGAGGAGUAGUAACGAUUCCCAAGAGCGUGACAGAGUCACGCAUCAAGGAGAACAUUCAGGUGUUUGACUUUACCCUUGAAGCAGAAGAAAUGAAAAGCAUCACAGUGCUAAACAGAGGCUGGCGCUACAUUGUACCAAUGAUUGAUGUGGAAGGAAAGCGAGUUCCCAGGGAUGCAGGACAUCCAUAUUACCCCUUCAAUGAGCCCUACUAAUGACUUACACUAAAGCCGGAAUUUGUGCCUUCAACUUUAACCUCACAUAGCUGAUCAUUGUUGUUCUGUGCUUACUGUUCGAACGCACCAUGCUGACAGUCCAAGACUGAAAAAGAAUUACUGUAACUUUUUAAAUAAACAUUUUGUUACUUCA
Girardinichthys multiradiatus is the source of this 1280-nucleotide messenger RNA. RefSeq names its product aldo-keto reductase family 1, member A1b (aldehyde reductase) (gene akr1a1b). The coding region runs from base 68 to 1126 and encodes 352 amino acids. The record is from RefSeq and is a predicted model, not a curated record. Gene Ontology annotation, molecular function: aldose reductase (NADPH) activity. Gene Ontology annotation, biological process: aldehyde catabolic process. The transcript has 9 exons. Gene Ontology annotation, cellular component: cytosol. NCBI's taxonomy places the organism in Eukaryota, Metazoa, Chordata, Actinopteri, Cyprinodontiformes, Goodeidae.